GGAGCAACCACUCACUGCCACUUCGACAUCAACAUCCAACGCUCCUCUGUGUCGACCCUAAUCUACUUCUUCUCCGUCGUCGCAUACCUGAGAUCUGCUCAUUGAAGGCGACUUGUCUAAACUAACCAUUCUUCCUCUUCACGUCUCUCUUUAGAUUCUUUAAUCCUUCCAAGUUUUUCCCUUCUCUCCGCUUUCCGCCUUCGACCAGGACACAGGAGAACCCCCGCAACCUUUCCUUGCGAUCAAUUACGAACCACGCGCAUCCUUUCGUGCGGGAAUUGACACAGGACUCUUCUCUAAUCAAGGGUGGUAUUCAAAAUGGCGGAACCAGAAGCUUUCGAAGAUGAUCUCUUCGCCGAUCUGUACGUAUUCCGCAGUCGCACGGUGACUUCCUCAGCUUCAUCUUCUACCGCAAUUCCAUCUCAAAAUCAACGGAAAUAUUCAAAUUAUUCGAUCAUCACCCACAAUCGCACUGCUGACUCUUCCCCGCAGGUAUACCGAAGAUACCGCAGCAAAACCAGAGCCCGUCGAAGUCAAGCCAGAGCCACCGGCCCCUGUUGAGGUAAAGGCAGAGGAGCCAGCUAAACAUGAGGAACACAAUGGCGAAAUGGACACCCAGAACUAUGGCAACGAUGAGGAAAUGGAGGAGGAUGAGAUAGAUUUCAAUCUUGGUAAUGGAAAUAGUUAUGACUCGUCAGCCAACAACCACGAAGCACAUGGCCCCGGAAUCAAGGAAGAUGGGUAAGGAUCAAUUUCUUUUUUUAUUUUACAAGUCUUAUUUCGCAAAGUCUACACAUAACAUUAGAGAUCUGGGAAGCACUUUAAACCACUUGCAGUGUUUGCAUGUUCAUUGGCAGACGUUGGGUCUGCUCAAAAUUGCGAGGACAUGGGGAUAUCAAUGAAGGCUGUGACCAGUUUCACAUAAUGAAUAUCAGUAAGAACGGAAGUCUGGGGCAGUAGCAUGGCAGUUCUGGUCGCAUGUUGGGGACUGAGAAACCAAACCUUGCAUUCAAUCAGAAGAGAAAUUCAAGCAACAAUACUGAGUAUGGACGAGGGGUCGAUUCAUCACCGAUUAGAGGAUAUGGCCAAGAUGGUGUACUGGCGUCGUACAGUAUCGAUUACAGGCUGGGGUUGGGCAAUUGUUCAGGGCAAAUUCAUACCUAGCGUGGCCGAUGCUAGAGACUGCAGAUGGAGGAGAGGCCUGGUUCGGGGAACUGGAAAAGUUUUUGCCUGGUGUGCAAUCGACAACAACUGCCAUAGUCAGAAGCCUACAUAGCCUAUUGUCGAGAUUAUCUUCAUAGAGCAUCAGUUUGUGGCCACAGAUAGGCUUAGCAGAACAAGCAGCGUAUAGCGCUCCACGCCAGUACCUAGCAACCUAGCAUGACGAUAGCAAAAGACACGAUUUGAUCUUGGAAUCCCUGGUGUCAAUCUUGCUCUUUUCAUGACUUCCAUGGGUUCCAUUAGCAUGCCAUCUGUACAUGCAGUUCAGACAUC
Hymenoscyphus albidus is the source of this 1494-nucleotide messenger RNA. The record is from the annotation of a GenBank genome assembly. NCBI's taxonomy places the organism in Eukaryota, Fungi, Ascomycota, Leotiomycetes, Helotiales, Helotiaceae.